Molecule: messenger RNA, 1677 nt
Organism: Octodon degus (degu)
Lineage: Eukaryota; Metazoa; Chordata; Mammalia; Rodentia; Octodontidae
Gene: Nhlrc1
Product: NHL repeat containing E3 ubiquitin protein ligase 1
Exons: 2
Coding region: 1-576 (191 amino acids)
Biological process (GO): protein ubiquitination
Molecular function (GO): ubiquitin protein ligase activity
Source: RefSeq, a predicted model, not a curated record
AUGGCUGAGGCGCCGCCCGAGCUGGGCAGCCUCCUUGAGUGCGAAGUGUGCUGCGAGCAGUUUGACUCGGGGCAGCGGCGCCCGCUCCACCUGCCGUGCGGCCACGUGCUGUGCCUGGACUGCGUCACCCGCCUGGCGGACGCGCGCUCGUCGGCGCUCGCGUGCCCGUUCUGCCGCCGGGGCGUGGCCGUGUCGCCCGGCGGCGCCGUCGCCGUCCUGGAGCAGCCCUCCAGCCCGGGCCCCGGGCCCCGCAGCACCAGGGUGAAGGUGUUCAGCCCGAGCAUGCAGCUGGUCGGCCAGGUGGACACCUUCGGGCUGAGCCUCCUCUUUCCCGCCAGGAUAACUGCUUCGGCCGUGGCCUUUGACCCACAGGGGAACGUGGUUGUGGCCGACACGUCGGGCCCCGCCGUGCUCUGCUUAGGAAAACCCGAGGAGCUCCCGGUGCCGGUGCCGAAGCCCGUGGUCACCCAAGGGCUCGCCCACCCUGUGGCGCUGGCCUUCACCAAGGAGAAUUUGCUGCUCGUGCUGGACGCUGCGUCCCAUUCUGUGAAAGUCUACAAAGUUGACGGGAAAUGACGGGGAGUGGGGUGGUGGGGACCCAGCGGUCGGGUCAGACGUCCUGAACUGUCAGUAGUGACCUGCCACUUAACUCCUCCCGACCAGGCCGAGGUAAUGGUGGCCGCCUGGUGGCGUGACAAAAGUUGGCACAGGUAUUAAUUAAAUCCACCAUUUAUUGAAAGUAUUUUCUUCAUGCUGAGAAAUGUUCGAGUGUUAGCUCAUUUGAUUCAUAAUUACAACAAAUAAUAGUUUGUGUUAUCCCAUUUUAGAGUUGAAAAAGUGAGAUACCGAGAGCUUAAGCGACUUCCCGAUGGUUAUUGUGACUUUUUUGACCUUUAUACUAUCUCUUGAGGUAGACAAGGAAGGUUUUAUUAAGAAAUUUUCAAGGUAAAGCAGCUAACACAAAUUAAAGCACUUAAUCAAGGUGGUAUAACUGACUGAGUCCUGGUAUUUUAGGGUUCAGCAGAGUGGCCAGUCUGUGGGCAGCCAGAGUUGGGCAUCUCUGGAGAAACAUUCUAGACAUCUCUUUGUGGAAAAUUUACUACUUAAAUUGGUUUCUGACAGCCCCAGGUAAUGUUCAAGGGUGGGGAAAAGCUGCCACCUUUCUCAGCUGAGAUCACUUCAUGAUGUACACCAAUCCUGCCCACGUCUGAGUGUCACGUGAUCUGCAUAACAGCCCUCUGAGGUGAAAUGGAAAGAGACCCCUUUAAGGCAAGAGUUAACUAAGGACUUAAGGGGUGGGCGGUAACAGUCAAGUUCUGCUGUUUCCCUGAACAAAAUGCGUUUGCUUGCUUCUUCAUUUUCUUAAAGGAAAUGCGCUUGUGUUAUUUAAAGCAUCAGUGAACGUCUAUAAUUUUGGAGCUUUCUAGCACACAGUGCUUUGUAGGUAACUCUGUAAUGUAACUUCAGACUGAUGUAGGGCUUAACUCCUACACUUGGGAGGGACUUUGAGAACCAGGUGCCACGUGGUAGAAACCUGGCGAAUAAAAGACCCUCUUUCCAAACACCCCCUAGGUUCCCUUCUCAUGUUAUGUGUCUGUUCAUCGAUUUUUUUUUGUAGUUAUUGUUUCCUUUGAAUUAUAGUCUUAAUACAUGUUCUUUGUAGAAUUAGAAAAAUAU